Messenger RNA from Zeugodacus cucurbitae (melon fly), 6348 nucleotides. RefSeq names its product low-density lipoprotein receptor-related protein 6 (gene arr). The transcript is spliced from 6 exons. Gene Ontology annotation, molecular function: protein binding. The record is from RefSeq and is a predicted model, not a curated record. The coding region runs from base 671 to 5998 and encodes 1775 amino acids. NCBI's taxonomy places the organism in Eukaryota, Metazoa, Arthropoda, Insecta, Diptera, Tephritidae.
UUGCCGCUUCGAUAUUCCCAUUGCUAUUCGUUGACUUUCGUCUGACAGCGAUUGGGAUAGCUCGAGUUUGGUCAAAACGAAUUUUGGUCUUUUGUGAAGCGGUUGUGAAGCGCGGAUAGAAUAUAAAUAAGGUUUCUCGGUUAUCGUUGUCGGAAGCUGUGUUUAAUUGAACUCAAGAAAUACAAUUAUAAAAACACAAUUUGUUACGUAGCGUACUGCAUAAAACACUCUGCAUAUCGUGCAAUUCUAAUGAAGUGUUCUCGCCAAGUGAAGUGUAUAAGAAUAUAUUUUAAAUUGGAAGAUAUUGGAAUCAAAUAUCGCAUAUUCGACGCUAACUUAUACAAUUGUGCUGUUUGUUUAAAACAAAGUGUUUGUCUGAAUUGAGUGCAGUGUGUGUGUGCAAACAAAAUAAAUAAAUGCAAUAAUAAUAAAUAUGAAGACAUACGGCAUUAGCAUUUAAUGUGAUUCAGUUUAUUACCAAUAAGAACAAAUAGCCUUUAUGAAGGCUAAAUAAAAUAGCCAAUCUAGAAGGAGACCCAUAAAUAACUAACAUCUCCAAAAUUCACGAAAAUAUAAACGAAAGCAAGAGAAUCCGCGAAUCACCAAUUAACCAAGUGUAUGCGCGUGUGUAAGUGUAUUUGUCGGAGCCUAUGUUGUAUGUCUAAAAGCAAUGGCUACAGAGCCAUUUUUAGCUGCCGUCAGGACCAGCACCACAACAACAACAACAACACAUACAAAAAAUUCCAAAAAUAUAGCGCUUGAAACGCGAGUACAACAAAACACGAACAAUGUUAAAACCAAAACAAAAACAAAAGUGUCACUACCGAAGGUUACAGUGCACGCGAAUAGUGUGCAACACUUGAAAUAUAGUCGUCAUUCAGGCCUACAGUCAUUACACAACAACAAAGUCAAAAAGGUGAACGAAAGUGCCAACAGGUGUCUACAACGAAGAUGGCACACGACUGCGCUGAGUAGUUGUUGUAGUUGUUGCCAUGGGUUUGUACAGCAGCAGAGCAGGCGGGUGAACGUCAGCCGCAGCGCCAAUUGUUUGCUGUUCUUAUCGCUUUUAAUUACCUGUUUUAUUGGAGAUAGUCUGCAAAUUAAAAAUGGUUACAUAUCACCCGUAUUAUCUACAGCGUCUUCAACCGCCAUUUCAUCCUUUUCAUCGUCUUCCAUUUUGCCCAGUGCAAGCGCAUCGCCAUUUGUACCUUCAACACUGCUCUUCACCACAUAUCAUGACAUACAAGUCGCGAACAUUACACGACCGACUGGUAGUCCACAAAUCGAAGUCAUCGUUAAAGAUCUCACCGAAACGAUGGCCAUUGAUUUCUAUUAUGCACGCAACCUAAUUUGCUGGGCUGAUUGUGGACGUGAGGUCAUCGAAUGCAUAAAUGUUAAUACUUCGGUGCCGUUGGCAAAGGCACCCAAACAAACUGUGAUAUCUGCGGGUCUCGAUAAACCCGAAGGACUCUCCAUCGAUUGGUAUACGGAUAAGUUAUAUUGGACGGAUGGUGAAAGAAAUCGCAUCGAAGUAGCAACGCUGGAUGGUAAAUAUCAGAAGGUGCUCUUCUGGACAGAUUUGGAUCAACCGCGCGCAAUUACGGUGAUACCUUCGAAGCGUCUACUCAUUUGGACGGAUUGGGGUGAGUACCCAAAAAUCGAACGUGCCAGCAUGGAUGGUGAUCCAUUGACACGCAUGACAAUUGUUAAGGAUAAUAUAUUUUGGCCGAAUGGCUUGGCGGUCGAUUUAAAGAAUGAUGUCGUCUAUUGGGCGGAUGGUCAUUUAAAGUUCAUCGAUGUAAUGAAAUUUGAUGGUAGCAAUCGUCGCACAGUCGUGGGUAAUUUGGAUUAUCCUUAUAGUGUAACGUACUUCAACAAUCGGCUGUUUUGGACCGAUUGGUCCAAGGGUGGUUCACUAAAUACGUUCGAUAUCAAAUCACGUGAGUUACGCGAGCUCAUCGAUACACCGGAAGCUCCGAUUACCUUGCGCACUUGGGAUCCUUCACUACAACCGUUCGAGGAUAAUCCCUGUGUGCAUAAUAACGGCAACUGUUCACAUAUGUGUCUGCUUGCAACAAAUGCGAAGGGUUACAGCUGCGCUUGCCCGACGGGUGUGCAAAUGGUUUCAGAAACAUCCUGCGCAAAUGGUUCGAGCGAAAUGCUAUUCAUCGUGCAACGCGGCCAGCUUAGCAAAAUUUCUUUGGAUAUGCCGGACUUUACUGUAUUUCCUUUGCCAUUGGGAAGAGUGAGAUAUGCUAUUGCAAUCGACUAUGAUCCUGUAGAAGAGUACAUUUAUUGGUCCGAUGUAGAGGCAUAUACGAUACGUCGCGCACAUCCAGACGGCACAGCCAUACAAGAUUUUGUGACAUCCGAAGUGCGCCAUCCCGACGGUCUGGCGGUGGAUUGGCUCGCACGCAACCUUUACUGGACCGAUACGGUAACAGAUCGUGUGGAAGUAUGUCGUUUAGAUGGUUCGGCGCGUAAAGUACUAAUCUAUGAAGAUCUCGAAGAACCACGUGCCAUUGCGUUGGCUCCCACGCUAGGUUGGAUGUUCUGGAGUGAUUGGAAUGAAAAGAAGCCAAAGGUUGAGCGCGCGUCGCUCGAUGGUUCCGAGCGUGUAGUGCUUGUAUCCGAAGAUCUCGGUUGGCCGAACGGUAUAGCUUUGGAUAUUGAAGCAAAAACAAUUUACUGGUGUGAUGGUAAAACCGAUAAGAUCGAAGUCGCUAAUAUGGAUGGCUCUGAUAGACGUGUCGUCAUAAGUGACAAUCUGAAACAUUUGUUUGGUUUGAGUUUACUAGAUGACUAUCUAUACUGGACCGAUUGGCAACGCCGUGCCAUAGAUCGCGCGCAUAAAAUAACUGGCAAUAAUCGCAUAGUGGUGGUGGAUCAAUACCCCGAUCUGAUGGGAUUAAAAGUGUCACGUUUGAAAGAUGUCAAGGGUUCGAACGCAUGUGCGGUACGCAAUGGCGGUUGUUCACAGCUUUGCCUUAACCGCCCCAGUGACUAUGUCUGCCGCUGUUCGAUCGAGUAUGAGUUGGCGAACGAUAAAAAGACAUGCGUUAUACCCGAGGCGUUUCUGCUUUUCACACGGCAAGAGCACAUUGGACGUAUUUCCAUUGACAAUAACGAAGGUAAUCACAAUGACGAGAAGAUUCCAUUUAAAGAUGUGCGUGAUGCGCAUGCUUUAGAUGUGGAUGUGGCAGACAGACGCAUCUAUUGGACAGAUCAGAAAUCUAAAUGCAUUUAUCGCGCAUUUCUGAAUGGUUCCUUCGUACAGCGUAUUAUUGAUGCUGGACUCAUAUGUCCGGAGGGCCUUGCGGUCGAUUGGUUGGCACAUAAUAUUUAUUGGACCGACUCGGAAGCGCGUCGUAUUGAAGUGGCGCGUUUAGAUGGCACUAAUCGACGCGUGCUGCUUUGGAGGGGAGUUGAAGAGCCGCGUUCUUUAGUGUUGGAACCCAAACGCGGUUACAUGUAUUGGAUUGAGUCGCCAUCGGAUUCGAUUAGACGUGCCGGCAUGGACGGCUCUGAGCUGCAGACAAUCAUAUCAGGUGCGAAUCAUGCUACCGGUCUUACAUUGGAUCCAGACACACGUCGUCUCUACUGGGCGACACAAUCGCGCCCGACAAAAAUCGAAUCAGCCGAUUGGGAUGGUAAAAAACGGCAGAUACUGAUCAACACAGAUGUCGACGAACCCUAUGCGAUGUCGUUAUAUCAAGACUAUGUCUACUGGAGUGAUUGGAAUACGGGUGACAUAGAGCGCGUGCAUAAAAUAACGGGAGAAAAUCGUAGUCUCGUGCACAGCGGCAUGACUUAUAUACGUUCACUGUUGAUAUUCAAUCAAAAUCGUCAGACGGGCAACAAUCCGUGCAAGAUCAACAAUGGUGGCUGCUCGCAUUUGUGUUUAGCGCAACCGUCGCGUCGCGGCAUGGUGUGCGCCUGUCCAACACACUACACUUUGGCUAAGGACAAUGUGUCCUGCCUGCCACCCAGAAACUACAUCAUCUAUAGUCAGCGCAGUAGCUUCGGCCGUUUGAUGCCCAACACCAGCGACUGUCCGAAUGUGCCGUUGUCCGUGUCAGGCAAGAAUAUACGCGCGGUGGAGUACGAUCCAAUUUCGCAAAAUAUCUUUUGGGUCGAAGGGCGCAGCCAUAGCAUUAAACGCUCACUCGCCAACAGCAGCUACAUUAAGAUCUUAGUGGGUUCGGGUGCGCAGCCUUUCGAUAUUGCAAUUGAUGUGAUUGGACGUCUACUCUUUUGGUCCUGCUCGUACGCAAAUACCAUUAAUGUGACGAGAUUCGACGGCGACUCAAUAGGUGUUAUUGAUACGGGCGAUUCGGAGAAACCUCGCAAUAUUGCCGUACACGCCAUGCGGCGUCUACUAUUUUGGACCGAUGUGGGCACUCAGCAAGCCAUCAUACGUUCACGCAUCGAUGGCGCUGAGCGUGUAGUGCUCGCCUUCAAGCUGGAAGGUGUUACAGCGCUUGCGGUGGACCAACAAACCGACAUGGUUUACUACGCGCACGGCAAGCGUAUCGACUCCAUGGACAUUAAUGGCAAAAAUAAGAAAAUCCUCGUUUCCACACACAUCUCGCAAGUCAUCUCGCUUGCCGCGCUGCAGGGCUUCGUCUAUUGGCUGGAUGAUAAAACCGGUGUGGAGCGCAUAAACGUGAAUGGUGAUGGGCGACGCGCGGAAAUACAACGUCUGCCGCAAAUCACCGAUAUUGUCGCCGUUUGGACGCCCGAGUCGAAACUGUUUCGCAACCACACUUGUCUGCACAGCCGCACCAAGUGCUCACACAUAUGUAUUGCUUCGUCAGAGGGACGUGCGCGUGAUAUUUGUUCAUGUCCGAAGAGUCUCAUGUUGCUUGAGGAUAGGCAGAACUGCGGCGCUUUGCCCGCCUGUGGACCAGACCAUUUCACUUGUGCGGCGCCCGUCGAAGGCGAUGGCUCCAGUGGUGAUACGAAUAAAGAUUGUAUACCCGCCUCGUGGCGGUGUGAUGGCCAAAGCGAUUGCCCGGAUAAAUCCGACGAAGUUGGCUGUCCCACAUGUCGACCAGAUUUGUUCAGCUGCCAGUCAGGCGAGUGCAUAAGUAAAGAUCUAGUUUGUGAUGGCACAACGAAUUGUGCGAAUGGACAUGAUGAGGCGGACUGCUGCAAGCGUCCAGGCGAGUUUCAGUGUCCCAGCAAUAAGGUCUGCAUUUCGGCCAAUCUAGUAUGUGACGGUUGGGAGAAUUGUGCCGACGGCACUGAUGAAUCAGCCGAGAUGUGUCUGCAACCGAAUACACGCGCCAUGGCGCCUGCAUCUGAUAAGAAGGCCUUUAUGAUACUCAUCUUCGCCACCAUCGUCAUUAUAUUCUCCAUUGUCUAUCUGCUGCAAGUUUGCCGCACUCGAAUUGGCAAAAGUCGCAACGAACCCAAAGAUGAUCAGGCAUCUGAUCCACUCUCACCAUCUACACUCUCGAAAUCGCAACGUGUGUCGAAAAUCGCCUCAGUGGCCGACGCCAUGCGCAUGUCCACGCUGAACUCGCGCAACAGCAUCAACUCGUACGAUCGCAAUCACAUCACCGGCGCUUCCAGCUCGACCACAAAUGGCAGCAGCAUGGGCGCAUAUCCCAUUAAUCCGCCACCCUCACCAGCGACACGCUCGCGUCACCCCUAUCGGCAUUAUCGCAUAAUCAAUCAACCACCACCACCAACACCCUGCUCCACGGACAUCUGCGACGAGUCCGAUUCGAAUUACACCAGCAAAUCGAACAGCAACAAUAGCAAUGGUGCUACGAAAAUUUCCUCAUCGUCGGCGGUUAUCUGCAUGCAAUAUCAGUAUGACAGUGAGCCAUAUCCACCACCGCCGACGCCGCGUUCGCACUAUCACAGCGAUGUGCGAAUAGUGCCGGAGUCGUCAUGUCCGCCGUCGCCAUCGUCGCGUUCGUCAACAUAUUUCUCGCCGUUGCCGCCGCCGCCAUCGCCGGUGCAAUCACCCAGCCGUGGUUUCACGUAACAUUUCGAGAUUUACUUGUAAAAAAUAAGCUUAAGACUUUGUAUGUGAGUGUGUCGCGCGUGUAUGUGUUAGUGGUUUUGUUUGUGGAAAUAACAUUUAAUGGUGUGUAUAACUUUUUAUUCGCAGACAUUAGUGUAUUGUGUGUGUUUGUGCAUAUUUAUAUAUUUUAACUUAAAUUUAAAGCCAAUUGCAAUGACGUAACGUUCAUAUCAUGAAAAAAGAAAUGCUUCCGUUUACUUAUGCCGUUAUUUUUAACGUGUAUUCUUUAGCAUAAGUGUAGCCAACAUUAAAUUAGUAUGUUUGUUGUGCAUAUAAAUAUCAUACUAAGCUAUAUACACUGUAUGUAUGUA